AUGGGCGAGUCACCCGACAGUUACUGUGGGAAGUGGGGAAAUCCGUACUUGAGAGAUAUAGUGGGUCUGUAUGACGAAGGCGGUCAGCUGGCCACGGGGAUCCUGACCCGGAUCAUGCAGAGAUCGGUCACAGUAGCCUUUGAUGAGUCCCAUGAUUUCCAGCUGAGCUUAGACCGAGAGCGUGCCUACAGACUGUUAAAACUCGCCAAUGACGUCACUUAUAAGCGGCUGAAAAAAGCUCUCAUCACCCUAAAGAAGUAUCAUUCUGGCCCCGCGAGCUCCCUCAUAGAGGUCGUCUUCGGUGGAUCACCCCCCAGUCCUGCCAGUGAAACCCAGCCGCCGCCGUUCUGUAACACCUCCCUGGAUGCCUCCCAGAAGGAAGCCGUCUCCUUUGCGCUGUCCCAGAAGGAACUUGCCAUCAUCCACGGGCCUCCUGGCACUGGGAAGACCACCACUGUGGUCGAGAUCAUCCUUCAGGCUGUGAGACGGGGCUUAAAGUUGAAGAACAGGCAGACCCAGGAUAAGAGACAGAAGAGUAGUUUCUGGAACGAAAUCAAGCUGUUACGGAAAGAGCUGAAGGAGAGGGAGGAGGCCGCCAUGCUGGAGAGCCUCAGGUCGGCAGCCGUGGUGCUGGCAACGAAUACAGGCGCUUCUCCCGACGGCCCUCUGAAGCUGCUGCCCGACGGCCACUUCGACGUGGUGGUCAUCGACGAGUGCGCCCAGGCCCUCGAAGCCAGCUGCUGGAUCCCCCUGCUGAAGGCCGGGAAGUGCAUCCUGGCCGGAGAUCACAAACAGCUGCCGCCCACCAUCGUGUCCCCCAAGGCUGCGGCGGCGGGCCUGGCGCUCAGCCUGAUGGAGCGCCUGGUGGCGGAGCAGGGCGCGAGCGUGGUGCGGACGCUGACGGUGCAGUACCGCAUGCACCAGGCCAUCAUGCAGUGGGCCUCCGAGGCCCUGUACCACGGGCGGCUCACGGCCCACCCUUCCGUGGCGGGCCACCUCCUGCGGGACCUCCCUGGGGUGGCCGCCACGGAGGAGACGGGCAUCCCCCUGCUGCUCGUGGACACGGCCGGCUGCGGGCUCUUUGAACUCGAAGAGGACGACGACCAGUCUAAGGGGAACCCUGGAGAGGUGCGUCUCGUCAGCCUGCACGUCCAGGCCUUGGUGGAGGCUGGCGUCCGAGCGAGCGACAUUGCCGUCAUCACACCGUACAACCUCCAGGUGGACCUGCUCAGGCAGAGCCUCGCUCACAGGCACCCCGAGCUUGAAAUUAAGUCGGUCGAUGGCUUCCAGGGCCGAGAGAAGGAGGCUGUGGUCCUGUCCUUCGUCAGAUCCAAUAGGAAAGGCGAAGUGGGUUUCCUCGCCGAGGACCGGCGGAUCAACGUGGCCGUCACCCGCGCUCGGCGCCACGUGGCAGUCGUGUGCGAUUCGCGCACCGUUAACAACCACGCCUUUCUGAAGACCCUGGUGGAUCACUUCACGGAGCACGGCGAGGUGCGCACGGCCUUCGAGUAUCUCGAUGACAUCGUCCCUGAAAACUACUCCCACGAGAGUUCCCAGGGCCACGGCCAAGCUGGUGCGAGGCCCCGGGGCCCUGCCGCGGCUGCCGGGAAGCCUCCUGGAAGCUGGAUGCGGGAGGGGGUUCGGGAGGCCCCGGCCGCCGCCGGGCUGCGGCGGAAGACGCCUGGCGGGAAGCCCUUGGGCCCUGAGGUCAGUUCUCAGCCCAGCCUCAACGGAGGCGGCCUCUGCCCGGAGGCCGCGGACGGCAGAGACCGCGCGGACCGCUUCAGGGCUGAGAUAGCGGAGUUUGUGGCGAGUGAGAACACGCGGCUGGAGUUUCCCGCGUCCCUGAACUCACACGACAGGAUGUGGAUCCACCAGAUAGCAGAGGAGCACGGGCUGAGGCACGACAGCACCGGUGAAGGGAAGAAGAGGUUCGUAACCGUGAGCAAGAGGGCCCCGCCUGCCCCGCCGCCUCCAGCGGGCGGCCCCACGGCCCCUGGCCCCACGGAGGCGGAGCCCCCUCCCGGGGAGCAGAGUGGCCGGGACCCCCCGGAUCUGAAGGCUCUGCACCUGGAAAGGCUGCAGAGGGAGAAGAGCCGGCGGGAGCCACAGGCCGAGCAGGGGCAGCAGGCCUCGCGCUCAGGGCCACGCAAGUUACCGGAGAAGAAAAAGAAGAAAGAAGCAAAAGGUCAGAGCGUGACCCAGCAGGACAGGUCCCCAGAGGCUGUGCCGAGGUCCCAGCAGCUGAGAAGCAGAGGCCAGUCUGAGCGGCCCCCUCGGGCCAUGGCUGGGGGCCCCCGCGGGGAAGGGUGCCACUGA
Puma concolor (puma) is the source of this 2319-nucleotide messenger RNA. Lineage: Eukaryota; Metazoa; Chordata; Mammalia; Carnivora; Felidae. The record is from RefSeq and is a predicted model, not a curated record.